AUGUCUACCGCUCUUCCUUUCCUCAACAAGCUGCGCAAGCCGGAGCUGGUUGAGUUGGCCCAGCGCACCGAUCUCAAGAGCUAUCGCGACUUGACCAAGCCUGACCUCGUGCUUGCGCUGGACAAGCAUCUGCUUGAUAACCAGUCCGCCUUCGAAAACGACAAGACUUUUGCAGAGUACUACAAGCGCCUGCCCUCGUCAUCGCCAGUCAAGAAUGAGAGCUCGGUCGAGGUAGCUUCAACUGCUCGGACUCCUGGUCGCAAGCCCAAGCAGCCCAAGGAAACAAGGCACCCAGCAGCGCCGCCCCCCCGGACUGCAUCGCGCUCCUCCCGGGUGCAGGCUGUUGUCGAUGCCGUGCACCUGCCUCCGUCGCCGGCCGUGGUGACCGAUGCUAUCGACCGCCAAACCCGCCGAGUGCGCCGCGGACUGGACCAGGCAUGGAUCGCAUCAGGGGUCCAAGAACACACCGACAGUGUACGCGCAAACCUGAGCAGCCUCAAGGCGGUUUUCACUGUUAUUAUCUUGCUCGAGGCCGCGUUCCUGCUCCGCGACAUCAUCCCACUUGCCUACGUGACCACCACCCCAGCCGUGCCAGCGGUUCAUUUGCCCUCUCUUCCCAUCAAGCUUCCUGACUUGUUUGUGCUGCUUACCGCUAGCUUCUGGGCCCCUUUCUCGCUGUGGACCCUGACGAAUUUGGCUCUGCCAUUGGUGGCUGCGUAUUUCUUCAACCUUAGCUGGCACGCUGCUACCGGUGGCCAGGUGCGUCGCACCCGCUCGACCACGUCGCAGGCUAGCUUUGAUCCCUUGGCCUUCAGUAUUGCCAAGGCUGUCUUGGUCUACAAGGUCUACGUGGACCACUUCCGUUUCUUUGAUGUGUUUAGCUACGAGGCUAUCGCUGUCGUCAAUGAGGCCGUUCCUGGUGGAUACUCUGGUGUCCUUGCCGGGACUGCUAUUGGUGUGAUUGGUACUCUGUAUGAGGCCAUUCUGCGACGUUAG
Penicillium chermesinum is the source of this 996-nucleotide messenger RNA. RefSeq lists its product as uncharacterized. Gene Ontology annotation, cellular component: membrane. Lineage: Eukaryota; Fungi; Ascomycota; Eurotiomycetes; Eurotiales; Aspergillaceae. Bases 1 to 996 code for a protein of 331 amino acids. The transcript is spliced from 3 exons. The record is from RefSeq and is a predicted model, not a curated record.